This is a messenger RNA of Leptopilina heterotoma, 879 nucleotides long. RefSeq lists its product as uncharacterized. Lineage: Eukaryota; Metazoa; Arthropoda; Insecta; Hymenoptera; Figitidae. Gene Ontology annotation, molecular function: RNA-DNA hybrid ribonuclease activity; nucleic acid binding. Bases 1 to 879 code for a protein of 292 amino acids. Gene Ontology annotation, biological process: DNA replication, removal of RNA primer. The record is from RefSeq and is a predicted model, not a curated record. The transcript has a single exon.
AUGGUACUUAGAGGCAUAACGGGGGCAGUGCGUACAACUCCUACUGCUGCCCUAGGUGCCCUCUUGGGGCUAGAACCCUUACACCUUACAAUUAAAGCAGCGGCGGUUAAGGCUGCCCUGCGGUUGAGUGGUCCUGUGGGCCGCAGGGAAGUGGGCAGAUGUCGUCUCCCAAAGAAAUUGGUGAGAAUCCCCCUUCUAAGUAUGAUUAGGGACAGAACUGUCCCUUUGUACCUCUUCGACAAAAAGUAUAGGAUUAAUAUACCUAGUAGAGAAGAUUGGAUAAAUGGACUGACAAGUAUUCCAGCUGACUGUGAAGUCUGGUACACAGAUGGAUCAAAAGGCGGGAAUAGAGUUGGUGCAGGAAUCUAUCAUGUAACCUCCCAAGUGGGACACUCCUUUAAGUUGGGGACCACUGUUACUGUGUUCCAAGCCGAAAUUGUGGCAAUAUUUUAUGGUGCUGUUGAAGCCUUGAAAAAUUGUCACAACAAAGAUAUUUUUUUCUUUUCGGAUACCAAGGCGGCCAUUUUCUCCUUGAAACGAUACGUAUCAACAUCACGGCUGGUCGGUGAUUGUCAUGAAGCACUUAACAAACUAGCUGAAACGAACCGCGUUACCCUCUUGUGGAUUCCUGGUCACAGUGGAUUCGCGGGAAACGAUAGGGCGGAUGAGCUAGCCAAAGAAGGGGCUAGAAAACAACUUAUUGGACCUGAAACUCCCAUUGGUGUUUCCAACAAAUGCCUGACACUGAAAAUUAAACAGUGGAUAGCUGCAAGACACCAAAGGGAAUGGCAGGUAACUAAGGGCUAUAGACAAGCCAAGGGUGUGGAGAGGAAUAUAAAACCCCGAUACACAUCUUGUGUCACUGCCCUGCAUUUGUGA